CGGAACCAAGAAUGAUUUCUAAGGGCAGCUCCGCAGCCCGCUCGCCUCAUCGGCUGGGGCCGCCAGAUCUGGAAGUUUCGGUUUCCGUUCGCGCGACUGCACCUGCACAGACACCGGCAACUCCUAACCAGAGCAACACCUGCGUUUGUUUGGCAGGAACGAGCUUUGCACUGGGCGGGACUCAGGGCCCACCGCGUGCGGCGCAGCGCGGGCGAUUUAAACCCCAGGCAGCCGGCGCCUGGAGCCCUACCGGAAGCUCCUUGGCGCUGCCCCCGGUCUCUUGGCUUCUCUCAUUGGACACGGCUGCGUUCGGCCGGCCAAUGGCGAGGCGGCGCUCAGCUUCCCGGAAGUGGUGGCGCGGUAGGGGCAGGCCUGGGCUUCCUCUGCGGGUGUGGGGUCCGCGGCGUUGGUAUCGGUGGCACUAUGAGUUCCUUCGAGGGACAGAUGGCCGAGUAUCCAACCAUCUCCAUAGACCGCUUCGACAGGGAGAACCUGAGGGCCCGCGCCUACUUCCUGUCCCACUGCCACAAGGAUCACAUGAAGGGAUUAAGAGCCCCUGCCUUGAAAAGAAGGCUGGAGUGCAGCUUGAAGGUUUGCCUAUACUGUUCACCUGUGACUAAGGAGUUGCUGUUAACUAGCCCGAAAUACAGAUUUUGGGAGAAACGAAUUAUGUCUAUUGAAAUCGAAACUCCUACCCAGAUAUCUUUAGUGGAUGAAGCAUCAGGAGAGAAGGAAGAGAUUGUCGUGACUCUUUUACCAGCUGGUCACUGCCCGGGAUCAGUUAUGUUUUUAUUUCAGGGCAAUAAUGGAACUGUCUUGUACACAGGAGACUUCAGAUUGGCAAAAGGAGAAGCUGCUAGAAUGGAGCUUCUGCACUCCGGGGGCAGAGUCAAAGAUAUCCAAAGUGUUUAUUUAGAUACUACUUUCUUUGAUCCAAGAUUUUUCCAAAUUCCAAGUCGGGAGGAGUGUUUAAGUGGAAUCUUAGAGCUGGUUGGAAGCUGGAUCACUCGGAGCCCGUACCAUGUUGUGUGGCUGAACUGCAAAGCAGCUUAUGGCUAUGAAUAUUUAUUCACCAACCUUAGUGAAGAAUUUGGAGUCCAGGUUCAUGUGGAUAAGCUAGACAUGUUUAGGAACAUGCCUGACAUCCUUCAUCAUCUCACAACGGACCGCAGCACUCAGAUCCACGCAUGCCGCCAUCCCAACGCAGAGGAAUAUUUUCAGUGGAACAAAUUACCCUGUGGAAUUACUUCCAAAAAUAGAAUUCCGCUCCACACAAUUAGCAUUAAGCCAUCUACCAUGUGGUUUGGAGAAAGAACCAGAAAAACAAAUGUAAUUGUGAGGACUGGAGAGAGUUCCUACAGAGCUUGUUUUUCUUUUCACUCCUCCUACAGUGAGAUUAAAGAUUUCUUGAGCUACAUCUGCCCUGUGAAUGCUUAUCCAAAUGUCAUUCCAGUUGGCACAACUAUGGAUAAAGUUGUCGAAAUCUUAAAGCCUUUAUGCCGGUCUUCCCAAAGUAUGGAGCCACAGUAUAAACCACUGGGAAAACUGAAGAGAGCUAGAACAGUCCACCGAGACUCAGAGGAGGAAGAUGAUGAUCUCUUUGAUUAUCCUCUGCCAAUACCUUUAAGACACAAGGUUUCAUACCAGAAAAACUUUCACCCUGAAGCAUUUUCAAUGACUGCAGCAUCAGAAAACCAGCCUGAAAAACAGAGACAAAGCCCAGGAUGCUGCAGAGCAGAGAGCAUGCAGAGCUCUCGUUUCACAAACUUUGUAGAUUGUGAAGAAUCCAACAGUGAAAGUGAAGAAGAAUUAGAAAUCCCAGCUUCACUGCCAGGAGAUCAGGGCUCUGUACUUCACCAGCAAAAGGCUGAUGGGGAUGUACCCCAGUGGGAAGUAUUCUUUAAAAGAAAUGAUGAAAUCACAGAUGAGAGUUUGGAAAACUUCCCUUCUUCCUUAGAGGCAGGGGGAUCUCAGUCACCAAAGCUUUUCAGUGACUCUGAUGGAGAAUCAACCUACAUCUCCUCCCAGAAUUCUUCCCAGUCAACACACAUAACAGAACAAGGAAGUCAAGGCUGGGACAGCCAGUCUGAUACUGUUUUGCUAUCUUCCCAAGAGAGAAACAGUGGGGCUAUUACUUCCUUGGACAAAGAUGACUACAGACCAACAGUCAAAGAGAAGAUUCCUUCCUCUCUCACGGAUCAAAAUGUAAUUUGCCCAAAGGAUACUUUGGGUCUUUCUCUGUCACUCAGGCUAGAAUGCGGUGGUGCUAUGACUCCCUGCAUCCUUCAACUCCUGGGUUCAAGUGAUCCUCCUGCCUCAGCCUCCUGAAUAGCUGGACCACAGGUGCACACCACCACACCGAACUAAUGUUUUAGUUUUUGUAGAGAUGGAGGUCUCACUAUGUUACCCACUCUGGUCUGGAACUCCUGGGUUCAAGUAAGCUUCCAGCCUUGGCUUCCCAGAGUGCUGGGAUUAACUGUACCCAGAUGAUUUAUGACUUUUUAAGCAGGAUUUGAGACAGUAAGUUGAAACAGUGCAUUACUUUCAUUAUAAUUAGGAUGUUCAAAAAGCUAUAGCUCGCUAAAGGACACAACUGAACGUUAAGGACUAAAUCUGCAACUGUAUAGUCUAAAUAUGAUCCAGGCACAUUUUUCCUGUAACUUAUCUAUAUGCAGUUACAAAUGGAAAAUUGUUAAAAAUACAGGGGAGAAGCUAUGUUAACUCUGGGAAUGGAAAGCUUUGUUUUGUUGAAUAGGUUAUUUUCAUGAAAUUCUGUAAGUCCAAAAUCAUCAUCUAUAGUUCUGCUCUUAAGAACACAGUUUUAUGACAUGCUCAGCUUAAGAAACCCAAAGUGUCUAAAGUACUUUAUGUUAACAACCAAAUUUGGCUGCUGCACUCAUUAGGAAUGCAACUUAAAAUUUUGGUUAACGAAAAGAGUAAUUUGAUUAUGCAAGAUCUUGUAUACUGAAUAGUAAUUUACAAUAAUUUACCACUGCCUUAAAAGUAUAACAAAUUAAAACAGACAUCUAAUUUCAGAAUUCUAGAUAAAUACAGAUAAUUAUAGGUGACCCAAUUCCAACUAAAAAAAACCGGAGUUGACAACUUCAGAUUUGCAGCCAUGCUCUUAUCUUUCUAGUUACAGCUCAACCCACCCUUCAGUUCUAAGCAGUGUGGUGCCAUGGUGAAGACUACUGAUUCUGAGCUUUGCAUCUUGCUUAUUUUAUUACUAUGUGACCUUGGGCAAGGUGCUCAAUUUCUUUCUCUAAAAUAACGGACAUAAUAGUACUAUCUCUCAAAAAAAAAAGUACUACCUGAGUUGUGGAGAGGAUUAGUGAAUUAAUACAUCAAGUGCUCAGAAUAGUAUGCGACACAUGGCAAAUACUUUUUACAUUUAAAUAUAUAUAUAUAUAUAUAUAUAUAUAUAUAUAUGAUUUGCAUAAAAGUAAAUUUGCUAGUAUUUGGUAGUUUUGAGAAUGGUCUUCACAGUUCAAAACUGAGUUACAGAUGCACAAGUCUAAUUUUCUUAUGGAUGCAAUACAGGCUUUUGCAUAUAUUAUACAAUACUCAUAAAUAUACUAUCUUUCAUUUGAUACAAAAUAGAGUUCUGCCAACUACACUUAACCAUAUUUGGUCAAAUUGAUGAAAGAAAUUACAACUUUCGAGUUUUAAAUCUGACUUUCUUCUUAGGACUUUUGGGUAAAAAAGCUGUCAUAUUUUAAAUUUUACAAAUGCUAGCUUUCGUAAGUAGAAAUGUGUAUUUGUUGAAAGAUGACUAUAUCGAAUUGUUAAAACAUGUAUUUUUGUUCAUAUGUUUUUUAUUUCUAAAUAUGCCAGUGAACUCUUCUAAAUCUGAAAAUGAAUUUCUACGUAUCUGCAAAUGAAAAUAUCAAAAUGUACCAAAUCUGUUACAGAGAUAAAAAAGUAAUUUUCUAAAAGUACAAAACUUACAUACCCAUCAUUUGCCACAUGGCAAAUUAACAUACCUCUCCAACAUAUUCCAUGACAAAACUCAUUCUUUUAAUCUUCACAAGGGUCUUUACACCCCA
This is a messenger RNA of Cebus imitator (Panamanian white-faced capuchin), 4046 nucleotides long. RefSeq names its product DNA cross-link repair 1C (gene DCLRE1C). Gene Ontology annotation, molecular function: damaged DNA binding; 5'-3' DNA exonuclease activity. The coding region runs from base 424 to 2328 and encodes 634 amino acids. The record is from RefSeq and is a predicted model, not a curated record. NCBI's taxonomy places the organism in Eukaryota, Metazoa, Chordata, Mammalia, Primates, Cebidae. The transcript has 15 exons. Gene Ontology annotation, biological process: double-strand break repair via nonhomologous end joining; protection from non-homologous end joining at telomere; interstrand cross-link repair.